AUGUCGUCCACAAAACGAUCAACUGUCCUCCUAGCCGAACGUACCGUCCCACCACUGGGGAUGACAGGUCCCGCCUUCCUCCAAGCCGCAACAUCAGCCCUCCAGGAAAUAGAAACAUACUACAGCACACUUCCCGACCGCCCAGUCCUCCCAUCAAUCUCCCCAGGCUACCUCAAGGAACUCUUACCCUCGACAGCCCCCCAGCAAGGCGAACAGUGGACCGAAAUAUCUCGCGACAUCGAACGAACAAUACUGCCCGGGAUGACGCACUGGCAAAGCCCCAAAUUCAUGGCUUUCUUUUCCGCCAGCUCCACUUACCCGGGCAUCCUAGGUGAAAUGUGGUCAGCUGCCCUCACAGCACCGGCUUUUAACUGGAUCUGCUCUCCCGCUGUCACAGAACUAGAGACGAUAGUCAUGGACUGGCUGGCUCAGAUCCUCGCCUUGCCAGAAACAUUCAUGUCGCGAGGAGAAGGGGGCGGCGUGAUUCAGGGUUCUGCUUCCGAAGCCGUGGUCACAGUCAUGGUUGCGGCACGGGAACGAUACGUCAGUCGGCAACUUGAACGAGAAGGCGUGCAAGGUGAAGAGGAAAGGGAGGAUAGGGCAUGCGAGAUUAGGAGUAGACUCGUCGCCUUAGCAUCCGCAGAAGCGCAUUCCAGUACCAAAAAAGGCGCCAUCAUAGCCGGGACCCGCUUCCGCAGUAUCCCCGUCCAUCGCUCCAACGUCUACGCCCUCACAGCGUCCGAAGUCCGUCCAGCUCUUGAAACCCUAACAGCCAAGGGACUGUGUCCGUACUACCUCGGAGUAACCCUCGGAACGACAAAUACCUGCGCCAUCGACGACUUCACCUCCCUGGCUGACAUAGCGGAAGAGUACCCAGAUAUCUGGAUCCACUGCGAUGCAGCUUACGCCGGGGCCGCGCUGGUACUGCCAGAAUACCAGUACCUCUCAGCUCAGAUGAGCAUGGUGGAUUCGUUUGAUGUGAACAUGCAUAAAUGGCUCCUAACCAAUUUCGACGCUUCCUGCCUCUUCGUGCAGAAACGAAAGGAUCUCACCGACGCCCUCAGUAUCUCCCCCGCGUAUCUCAAGAACCAAUUCAGUGACAGCGGACUAGUAACCGAUUACCGAGACUGGCAGAUCCCACUCGGUCGCCGUUUCAGAGCGUUGAAAAUCUGGUUCGUCCUCAGGACUUGGGGGGUGCAGGGUUUGCGGAGACAUAUCCAGCAUCAUAUCAAUCUGGGCAAUUUUUUCGCCCAUCUCGUGGGGGCGAGAAAGGAUCUCUUCGAUAUCCUGGUGGAGCCGCGGUUCGCAUUGACGGUUUUCACUGUCAAACCACCCGGCCAUGAACCAACGCAACACCUCGCCAACGGUACAACGAUAGAUCACGGUGACCCGAGACCGUUUGAGGAGCAGCAUCUUCCCAUCAAACCAGAGACUUCGAGUCAAGAGCUAGAGCUCGCGAAUGAGAUCACGAAGGAAGUCUAUACCGCUAUAGACGCGAAGAGGGAAUUCUUCCUCACGGCGUCGGUGGUUGGAGGCGUCUAUGCUAUCCGUGUCGUUUCGGCGAAUCCAUUAGCGGAGGAGAAGUAUAUCAGGCAGGCGUUUGAUCUGCUUGUGCGGACGACAGAGGAGGUGUUGGGUGCGAGACGGAGGUGA
Messenger RNA from Recurvomyces mirabilis, 1653 nucleotides. RefSeq lists its product as uncharacterized. The record is from RefSeq and is a predicted model, not a curated record. Gene Ontology annotation, biological process: amino acid metabolic process. NCBI's taxonomy places the organism in Eukaryota, Fungi, Ascomycota, Dothideomycetes, Mycosphaerellales, Teratosphaeriaceae. Gene Ontology annotation, cellular component: cytoplasm. Bases 1 to 1653 code for a protein of 550 amino acids. Gene Ontology annotation, molecular function: carboxy-lyase activity; pyridoxal phosphate binding. The transcript has a single exon.